Molecule: messenger RNA, 5564 nt
Organism: Scophthalmus maximus (turbot)
Lineage: Eukaryota; Metazoa; Chordata; Actinopteri; Pleuronectiformes; Scophthalmidae
Gene: polr1a
Product: RNA polymerase I subunit A
Exons: 37
Coding region: 127-5154 (1675 amino acids)
Biological process (GO): DNA-templated transcription
Cellular component (GO): RNA polymerase I complex
Molecular function (GO): DNA-directed RNA polymerase activity; DNA binding
Source: RefSeq, a predicted model, not a curated record
GCUUUGUGCUUGGUCCGACCCGCCGCUGCCCCACGUGCGCAGCCGGAGCCGCUCUCUCGCGUGGCACGGAGAGAACGCCAUGGAUUAAUAUCGGUGAACUAAAACAAGUCCGAAUAGUUCUCCGCCAUGCUGUUCGGGAAAGAUGUGCCGUGGCGGCGUUUGGAGGGCAUGUCGUUUGGCAUGUACUCCGCCGAAGAGAUACGGAAGCUGAGCGUGAAGACGAUCACCAACUUCAGGUUCCUCGAUGCAGUUGGGAACGUGGCCCCAAACAGCCUCUACGACCUGGCCCUGGGACCAGCAGACAGCAAAGAGGUGUGUUCGACCUGCUGUCAGGACUUCAACGCGUGUCCGGGACACCUGGGACACGUGGAGCUGCCUCUGCCUGUGUACAACCCGCUGUUCUUUGAUAAACUCUACCUGCUGAUACGCGGUUCCUGUCUGGCGUGUCACAUGCUGUCGUGUCCCCGAGCAGCCAUCCACCUGCUGCUGAACCAGCUGAAGUUGGUGGACCAUGGAGCCAUGCAGGAGGUCUACCAGAUCGAGAAUGUUCUCAACCAGUACCUGGAGGAGAAUAACAAAGCCUCUGGAGAUGAGAUUGAGAAGGUGCUGUCGGAGUUUACAGACACAAUACUUGGAGUGAACACGGAAGCCUCUGGGAUCACCAAACCAAUUAAACACCUUGUUGAAAAGAAGAACAGUCUGAUAAAUGACUUCUGGACUAUCCACAUGAAAACAAGGAAAUGUCCGCUGUGCAGUAGUGGCAGGUCUUGCGUGCGUCGUGAGCACAACAGCAAGCUGAUUGUCACAAUGCCGACAGGAGUACAGAACAGCGACAAAACUGAUGAUCUGAUAGCUGGUAAGAGAGUCUACAUGACCGCCAGUACGGCCCGGGAACACAUCACCCAGCUGUGGGAGAAUGAAGGUUUCUUCCUGAAGUGUCUGUUCUCUGGGCUGGAGGAGUCCACGAUGUCAAAGGAGAAAUGUUCCUACCCUGACCUCUUCUUCCUGGAGCUGCUGGUGGUCCCACCUUGCAGGUAUCGUCCAAUCAAUCGAAUGGGUGACCAGAUGUUUACUAACGGACAGACGGUCAACAUGCAGGCUGUCAUGAAGGACUCUGUAAUCAUAAGGAAACUUCUGGCUCUCAUUGCCGGGGAGAAAAUCAUUCAGGAAGAAGAGGCUGUUGAACAGAGUGACCAGACGUUUCUGUCGGGGAUCCCGGGGAAGACAUUGACGGAUAAGCUCUACAACAUCUGGAUCCGACUACAGGCCCAUGUCAACAUUGUCUUUGACAGUGACAUGGACAAAUUGAUGACAGAUAAAUACCCUGGAAUCAGACAGAUCUUGGAGAAGAAGGAUGGAUUGUUCCGGAAACAUAUGAUGGGCAAGCGAGUGGACUACGCUGCACGAUCUGUCAUCUGUCCAGACAUGUACAUAGGGACCAACGAGAUAGGAAUACCUAUGGUGUUUGCCACCAAGCUGACCUACCCUCAGCCCGUCACUCCGUGGAACGUGAAGGAGCUUCGCCAGGCCGUCCUCAACGGGCCUAACAUCCACCCCGGCGCUUCCAUGGUGAUAAACGAGGAUGGCAGGAAAACCAUCCUAUCAGCCACCAGUCUUGCACAGAGAGAAGCGGUUGCCAAGCAGCUGCUGACACCCUGUCCUGGUCCACAUAAGAUACCAGUGAAGAUAGUGAGUCGCCAUAUAAAGAACGGCGACGUUUUGUUACUCAACAGACAACCAACUCUGCACAGACCCUCCAUACAAGCCCACAAUGCCCGCAUCCUUCCAGGAGAGAAGGUAUUAAGGCUCCACUAUGCCAACUGCAAGGCGUACAAUGCUGACUUUGAUGGAGACGAGAUGAAUGCCCACUUCCCUCAGAGUGAGCUGGGCAGAGCAGAGGCCUACACGCUGGUCAGCACUGACCAGCAGUACCUCGUCCCCAAGGAUGGUAAACCUUUAGCAGGUCUGAUCCAGGACCACAUGGUGUCAGGAACGAGGAUGACGAUACGUGGCUGUUUCUUCAGCCGAGACCAGUACACCGAGUUGGUGUACAGAGGACUGACCGACAAGCCAGGCAGAGUGAAACUGCUGCCGCCGGCCAUACUCCGACCUCAGCAACUGUGGACAGGAAAGCAGGUGGUGUCUACGCUGCUGCUGAAUGUCAUCCCAGAGAAAGCUGUGCCUCUCAACCUGGUUGGCAAAUCCAAGAUCCCCAGCAAGGCGUGGAUCCAAGUCCCGCCACGUGCCGCUCCGGGAUACAGACCCGACAGCAUGUGUGACUCGCAGGUGUUGAUUCGUCAGGGGGAACUGCUGGUGGGCGUUCUGGACAAAGCUCACUACGGCUCCUCAGCCUAUGGUCUGGUCCACUGCUGCUAUGAGCUGUACGGAGGGCAGACCAGUGGCAAACUGCUCAGCUGUCUGGCUCGCCUCUUCACUGCCUACCUGCAGCUGUACAGAGGCUUCACUCUGGGUGUGGAGGACAUCCUGGUGAAACCAGGCGCCAACAAGCGAAGGAAAAAAAUUAUUCAAGAAUCGCUACACAUUGGCACCAAGGCCCUCAAGGCAGCCUUCAACCUGCCCGCCAACAUGGAUCAAGCUGAGGCUCAGGGCCGCUGGCAGGACGCUCACCUCAACCCAGACCAGAGGGACUUCAGCAUGGCCGACCACAAGUUCAAAGAAGUGGCCAGCCAAGUAAACAAUGACAUCAACAAGGUGUGUAUGCCUAUCGGUCUCCACACCUCUUUCCCAGACAACAACCUUCAGCUGAUGGUCCAGUCAGGAGCCAAAGGGUCUACUGUUAACACCAUGCAGAUUUCCUGUCUACUAGGCCAGAUCGAGUUGGAGGGCCGCAGGCCUCCACUGAUGCCCUCUGGGAAAUUCUUGCCAUGUUUCCAACCAUACGACCCCGCACCGGGUGCCGGGGGCUUCGUCUCUGGAAGAUUCCUCACGGGCAUCAAACCCCAGGAGUUUUUCUUCCACUGCAUGGCUGGCCGAGAGGGACUGGUCGACACAGCCGUGAAAACCUCUCGAUCAGGAUACCUGCAGAGAUGUGUCAUAAAGCAUCUGGAGGGCUUGGUAGUGCAGUACGAUCUGACGGUGAGGGACAGCGAUGGCUCCGUGGUCCAGUUCCUGUACGGCGAAGAUGGGCUGGACAUCCCCAAGACUCAGUUCCUGCAGCCCAGACAGUUCCACUUCAUCGAGGACAACUAUGAGGUCAUCCAGAGGUCCCAGGGCCUCGACAAGAUCAUGGCACGUUUGGACCCUCAGGCUGCCAGUCAACACUUUGCAGCAAUCCAGCGCUGGAAUGCAAAGCGAGAGGUGGCAUGUCCACGGAGAGGAGCGUUCCUGUUGUUUUCCCAAAAGAAGUUGGCCAAACUCAAACAGACUACACUUGAGCUUGCAAAUCAGUGGUACUCCCUGGAUGAAGCCAGCAGAUCGAAAUACAGCAGGAAGACCUCCCGCUGCCCCGAGCCCUCUCUGAGCUCGCUGAGGCCAGACGUCUGCUUCGGAUCUGUGUCUGAAAACUUCCACGGCAUCUCCGAGAAAUAUCUGCAGGACAGAGGCGCGACGGGUCAAGACCGAGUUGAUACCCACAGCCUUCGCCAGCUGCUGCUCUAUAAAUGGCAGCGUUCACUGUGUGACCCGGGUGAAGCGGUUGGCCUGCUGGCCGCUCAGUCCAUAGGCGAGCCCUCCACCCAGAUGACCCUCAACACCUUCCACUUUGCAGGCAGAGGAGAGAUGAACGUCACACUGGGAAUACCUCGACUAAGAGAGAUCCUAAUGGUGGCCAGCUCCAACAUUAAAACUCCGAUGAUGAGCGUUCCAGUACUCAACAACAAGAAAGCCCUGAAGAGGGCCAAGACGCUGCGGAAGAAACUCACCAGGGUGUGUCUGGCUGAGGUCCUGCAGAAAUUGGAUGUGGUGGAGUCACUUCAGGUCGAAAACCACCAAAAGCAGCGGCGGUUCAAAGUGGCCUUCCACUUCCUGUCUCCUGACCGUUACUGUGAAGAUAAGCUGCUAACGCCCCAACAGAUCCUCUACUACAUGGAAACAAGGUUUUUCCGUCUUCUCCUCGAAGCCAUUAAGAAGCGCAGUGCCAAGCUGGCCUCCAUCGCCGUGGAGACGAGGAAGGCCACACCAAGAGACAAAGACAAUGAUGGCGAUGGAGAGGCUGACACGGCAGGGUUAGACGAUGGGGAUGGGGAAGAGAGAGAGAUCGUUGAUGACCAGGGGAACGAAGGAGACGCCGAUGCUUCAGACGCCAAGAGAAAAGGCAAACAGGAAGAGGAGGUGGACUAUGACAGCGAGGAGGAGGAGGGAGGCGACGACGACAGUGAAGAUAAAGACGAUGCAGCGCAGGAAGAGGUGGAGAAAAGGGAGGAGACGAUUCAGGAAGACUCCCAGACAGAGUUUGCGGUAGUGAGACCGGAGAAGAAGAAAAGGAAACAAGCAAAAGGAGGAGCAGGAGAAGAAGAGACCAUGAGUCAGAUGAGAGUCAACGCUGUUCUGCAGUCCCACCCGGCGAUAGAGAGAUACUGCUAUGAUCAUCAGCAUGAACUCUGGUGUGAGGUGGACCUGCUUUUACCCGUCAGCAAAGUGCACUUCGACCUGACCUCGGUCCUGUCGACGCUGGCCCAGAACGCGGUAAUCGUGGAAACCAAGGGCCUGACGCGCUGUCUGCUGAGCGAAGCCACAACAAAGGCUGGAGAAAAAGAGACGGUUCUCAACACAGAGGGCAUCAACAUGCACGAACUGUUCAAGCACAGUGACAUCUUGGACAUCAACAGACUGUACUCCAACGAGGUCCACGCCAUGGCUAAUACCUACGGGAUUGAAGUUGCUCUGAAGGUCAUAGAGAAGGAGAUCAAAGAUGUCUUUGCUGUUUAUGGUAUCGAGGUCGACCCCAGACAUCUGUCUCUGGUGGCGGACUACAUGUGUUUUGAAGGCGUAUAUAAGCCCCUAAACCGGCACGCCAUCCGAUCCAACUCUUCCCCUCUACAGCAGAUGACCUUCGAGACCAGUUAUAAGUUCCUCAAACAGGCGACCAUGCUGGGGUCACACGAUCAGCUGGUGUCGCCCUCAGCCUGCCUGGUGGUGGGGAAGGUAGUCAAAGGCGGAACAGGACUGUUUGAGCUGAAACAACCGCUGCAGUAGGAGACGACAGAAACCUCGUGGCCUGAGUGGAAUGUGCUGCCUCAAACCCCUAUAACACACUUCACUUCUAUGAACAAUAAACCUUUUUCUUUUUCAAUCAAAGUUACUGGUUAAAGGUGACAUAUUAUGAAAACUUCCCCUUUUCAGUGUUUGUGCACAUACAUGUGUGUAUCUGAGGAGCCUGCCAGCCCACAAAUUGUCAGAUUUCUCUGCCACUGUAAUGUCACAGUCGGACUCUUUUGGGGUAACCCCGCCUGCAAUCCGAGAAGCUCCACCGUUCUGGUGAAAAAUGACAUUUCCUACACGGUUUGAAAGCGAUUGACCAAUCACAACAGACUGGGCCAGAUGGCCAAUCAGAGCAGACAGGGGAUUAUCGGGAGGCGGGGCUAGAAGAAAUCCAGGUGUUUCAG